AUGUUCAACGACAGGAUCGUCAUUCCCAGCACUCUCAAGGCAAGGGUUCUCAAAAUGAUUCACCGGGAUCAUCCUGGAAUCGUGAGAAUGAAGCAGUUGGCGCGAUCUCUCGUAUACUGGCCAUCCAUCGAUAAGGACAUCGAGAACAAGGUCAGAAGUUGUGACCAGUGUGCAUCAGUCGCUAAGAAUCCAAUAAAGAACACUCUAUGUUCUUGGCCAAUCCCAACUGCUCCAUGGCAAAGGGUACACGCUGACUACGCUGGACCACUGGAUGGAACUUACUAUUUGGUCGUGGUAGACGCAUUCUCCAAAUGGCCUGAAGUCUUCCCAACCACAUCCAUCACAACUACAGCUACAAUAAAUAUUCUGAGAAAAGUGUUUUCACAAUUCGGAGAUCCGCAAACGCUGGUAACCGACAACGGAACUCAGUUCACUUCAUCUGGUUUCGAGAACUUCUGCAAGGAUCGAGGAAUCACACAUUCACGAUCGCCCGCCAUUCCAUCCACAAUCAAAUGGACAGGCAGAACAGCUAUCGCUCUUCGCCUUGUACCGCCAGUCCAAAUGGCUCAUCACCCGCUGAGAACUUCAUUGGCCGGAAGAUCCGUACAUUCCUGGAUCAACUUCUCCCAACCGACCAACUUCCCAACUCGCACGACACAGAGAUGGAGAAGCAGUUCAACAACCAGUAUGGUGCACGUUGCCGCAACUUCAACGUGGGAGAUAAGGACUAUUCAACGUCGGAUUGGGCGUACAAUGUACCGCGUCACUGUGGAAAACAACAACUUCUGGAUUAGACACACCAAUCAACUGCGCCGUCGUGACACUCCAACUUCGUUCGAUGUUCCACUCGACACUAUGGACACAAUGGACGCUAUCGAUUGGACACCGUUGUCAACAACCUUGCCCGACAGUUCACCAACGACUCCAGCGCCAAUACUUCCUGGAAGUCCCACAGCACCAUCUCCAAAACCCAUCCGGAAAUCUACACGUACCGGCAAACCACCACCAAAGUUCGCCAUGAAGCCGAAUAAGAAAUCGUAUCAUUAA
Messenger RNA from Caenorhabditis briggsae, 1047 nucleotides. The record is from RefSeq and is a predicted model, not a curated record. Gene Ontology annotation, molecular function: nucleic acid binding. Gene Ontology annotation, biological process: DNA integration. The transcript has 3 exons. The coding region runs from base 1 to 1047 and encodes 348 amino acids. Lineage: Eukaryota; Metazoa; Nematoda; Chromadorea; Rhabditida; Rhabditidae.